AUGGUUCAAUCCGACCGACCGCCAGCCAACGGCUUUGUGGCACGAGCCCGCAAGGUCUAUAACCCCAUUGGCUUUUCCAAGGGCUACAACUUUGUCCUGUGGUUCAUCUUUCUCGGAGCCCUCUUGGGCUUCACCCUCGCCCGCCUCCAGUACCUCGACAUCUGGGGCGUCUUUUGUGGCGACCAGGGCUCCUCCGGUGCCCUUCCGGGCGAGUGUUUCUACUACACCCGGCCCGGACCCGAUCAGAUUGGCAUCAUCCUCCACCUGGGCUGUAUUCUGCCAGCCUCGUUGCUGGCGUGCGUACAGUUCAUCCCCGUAAUAAGGCACAAGGCCAUCAUUGUACACCGGAUCAACGGCUGGCUUGUCCUCCUACUGAGCGUGAUCGCCACUGUUGGCGCCUUCUUGAUGGCCCGUAACAGCGUCGGAGGUGGCAUUGAUGUCCAGAUGGGUAUUGGCGUGAUUGGUAUCAUGUUUGUGGCAUCUUUGAUUUUGGCCGUUGUCAAUGUGAAGCGUCUUCAGAUUGAACAACACCGUGCUUGGAUGCUGAGGGCUUGGUUUUACGCUGGAACCAUUAUCACCAUGCGCAUCAUCCUCAUCCUCUCUGCCAUGAUAAUUUCCAGCAUAGGCGGCUAUUAUCACACUCAGCCCUGCGAUAAGCUUGAGUAUAUGCUUGGGAGUGCCAAUGCCACGAGGAGCCUGUAUCCAGAGUGCGCCAGCUAUUUCUCUGGCGCAAACCCAGCUCAACAAGCAGUCGUGGCCGCCAAUUUCAAUGGCAACGUUGCAGAGAUUGGAUCCAGUUUUAACGCAACCUUUGGGCCAGCUUUCUGGUUGGCGUUUGCCCUACACGCCGUGGGAAUAGAGAUUUAUCUACACCUUACACCGGCAGAAGCCGAGCGCCUCAGGAACGUAUCUUACCAACGCCAGGUCGAGGCUGGGAUGAGGUAUCCAGGCCGAGCUGGUCUCACCGCCGAUCGAUUGGGCGAUGCCGAGACCUGGAAGCCAAAGAAAGAUGGAAAAGAGACAGACCUGUCUGCUGAUUCGGAGUCUCAGCUCCAGGCUCCUUCCCGAUAA
Molecule: messenger RNA, 1071 nt
Organism: Pestalotiopsis fici W106-1
Lineage: Eukaryota; Fungi; Ascomycota; Sordariomycetes; Amphisphaeriales; Sporocadaceae
Exons: 3
Coding region: 1-1071 (356 amino acids)
Source: RefSeq, a predicted model, not a curated record